CAUCCCCUAAACCUUAAGCUUAUUUUUCUUGUAGGGUUUAAGCGCGUUGUGAAUUUCGGGCAACCGUAGAAGACUACUAGUCUUCCAUGGAGACUAUCGUUGCAUCAAUCUGGAGCAGUUUCCGGCGGGUACCUCCGGCUGCGAUUCCGGCUAUGAUGGAUUGUAUACUCGCUGCCACCGCCGUAUCUCCAUCUUCACUUUUCUCUGACCUUGCCAAUGAAUUUCCCAAUCUCAUUAAGGUUAUUGAACAAGAAAGUGAAAUGGUGGAGAGUGAGUGGCGUAACUGUGUUUUGACCUAUGUUGCCGCCCUUUCUCACUUCCUAAAGAAGUCUGGUACUCAUCACAUGCAUACGUUUGUUUGGAAAGUGUGGAUUCCUUUAUUGAAGUUAACACAUACAUAUGACUACGAGCUAUUUAAUGAGGUUACAAGUUUGUUCCUUGAUGUUAUAAUCGGAACAGACAGCUGGGAGGUUCUUGAAGAAACGGUGGUGCCUCUCAUGUUAAGAUCAAUUGGCCAAUCAAUGGGAGUAUUUAAAAGUGCAGAGUUGGCAAUAUAUAACUGGAGCGGCCAUACUAUUUUUGAGCGUUCCAUUGACAAGGAUUUGAGCUCAAAAUCUUUCGAUAAUUCUCGCCGCAAAUUGACUGAAAAGUAUAUACCUACAGAUUUUUCAGUUUCUAACUCAUAUGAUUUUCCAUUAUCUAUGUCUUGUAAUACAUUAACUUUGACUCUGGAUGCUGCUCUUCGGAAUAAACACGAAGGAAUUGUUUCUGGGUCAACCUCAACAAAUGGGUCCCAAGCAAUUUUGUUUGCUGGGAAUAUGCUAUGGGACCUUUGUAAUCUGAGUCUUCAAAUGCUUUCUCAAAGUUUUGAGCAUCGAUCUUCGGCGAUCAGAUUUCUUCUUCCAUUUAUAUUUAAAUCAUUUGCACAUAAUCAUAGCUUCCAAGUUGCAGCUCCUGGGACGCCUCGUGUAUUGACCAGGAAGGAAUUUUUUAUGAAAAUAUGGAAAUGUUGUAAGUUAUUAUUUUCUCUGGGGUCAUUGGAGAGAAGAGAUGCUUAUGAUAUACUUUCUCUAUAUUUAUCCUCUUCAUCAACUGAUGAACUUAAAGAUGUGAGUGGAAGAGAGGAGAUAAAUGAGUUAAAAUCUGACCAAGGAUUUUGGGACGAAAUAAAGAGAGGCUUGCUUGACAAGGAGAACUCAGUGAGGAAGCAUUCAUUGUAUAUAGUAAAAACUACUUUAACCUUGAGCAAUGAAGGGAAAUGCUUCUCUGGUGUUUUGGAGGAAGUAGCAGAUGAGAGUGGUUCCGAAUCUCGCAUGAUAGGCAAAAAAGGGAGGUGGGCGGACAAAGAGGCGCAGUCAUUGGGCGUUGGGAAAAUAUGCAAUCAAAACGAAUUAAAUUUUACUGGCUGGCAUAGGUGGGAGGCAUUUUUUUUUCUGUAUGAAAUGCUUGAAGAAUAUGGUACGCAUUUGGUUGAAGCAGCUUGGAAUCACCAGAUUAUGCUUUGGCUUCGGUCUUUGUUUUCAUCGGAGAGUUCUGUAAACUCUGUUAACGAAGAGCUCUAUCAUAAUCAGAUGGGGACUGCCGAUCAAAUUUUUCAAUGGUUAGCAAUCUUAUGGGAACGUGGCUUUUGCCAUGAUAAUCCUCAAGUACGAUGCCUUGUCAUGCAGUCGUUUUUGGCUGUUGAGUGGGAGAACUAUGGAGGCUGCGUUAAAUUAGUGCCAAAAGAUUUUAUUAUUGGUCCACUCAUACGAGGGUUAAAUGAUCCCGUGCACCACAAAGAAUUCGGUGUGAAAGAAGUCUACUCUUCAUCGAUUAUAAAAGCUGCAGCUAGAUUUAUGUGUCAAUAUGCCAGUUAUAUGAAAGAGAGGCAGCAUGUUUCAUUCUUGAUCGAUUUGUCAUCUGUUCCCAAAUCUCAUUCUUUUGGACGGGCUGGGUUGAUUUGCCUUGUGGAGUGCAUUGCUUCGGCUGCUUGUGGAAAUUCGAGACAUAAUUAUCAUGACAUUAAUCAAUUUAUUCAUGCUACUGAUGGCAUCUUAGUUGAAUCUGCUCCAAACUCUUGUCAAAUUGAUAGAGCUGACUUACUGGAUGUUCUACGGUUUGUUCUCGAGUGUGGUAAACAACAUUUUAACCCUAAAUACCGUCUUCGAGUUUGUGAAAAGAUUUUAGCAGCUGCUGCUUCCAUGAUGACUGGAAGCGAUGUUCCACUGGAGAUUCUUUUUCACUUCAUUUCUGGUGUGCCUCGUGAAUACACUGAUCAUGGUGGUUCAUUGAGAUAUGCAGUUCAAAAAUGGCUUCGUUGUCCUAAUAUGCAGCUUCUGAAGGCUAUUGAUGGAUUUCCUAGUAACUUUAUCAGUAAUCAGCAUCCACUCGACUCCUCUCUUUUUACAUAUGAUGACGAAGAAUUGGAGGCAUGGGGAUCCGAAGCAAAACGUUGGGCUCGAGUUCUUUUUCUUGUAGCCGAGGGCAGAGAACACUUUGACCCAAUCCUGAAGUUCAUUCAAGACCAAGGUGAUGAGGUCUGCAAACAGAAGAACUAUUCAGAGUGGGUGGCCGUGAAAUUUUUCAUUCUCAUUUCCAGUUUGGUUGAGGAACUUCAAGUAAUCCAAGAGAGAACUGCUAUUUGUCGAGUGACAAAAAAAAUGGAUAGAGAACUUGUUCGUAGUCUAGUAGACAAUCCGAGUUUCACUGAAGAAUCAAUCAUUUUUGACAAGUUUGCUGCAGUGUUAUUCUCGUUUUUGGAAGAACUGGUCUCGUUUGCCAAAUUAUCAUGUUCCUUUUUUUGGUCGGGUGUCAUAACAGAGGACAUGAUGCUGCCAAGUUCUAUUAGAGGGAAACUAGGGGGCCCAAGUCAACGACGCCUGUCGUCUUCUCUAUGUACUUCUGUUGUGGAAGCUAUAACAUGCAUAAAGACUCUUGCAUAUGUAAUGAGGUGGUGUGAACAGUUUAGAACAGGUGUUCUGACAAAUUCUGCUCAAACCUUCCUCUGGAAAUUCUGCUGGAAGACUAUUACAACUCCAGCACCUAAAUCGGAGGUUGAAGCAGAAAUAUGCUUAGCUUCAUAUGAAGCAUGUGCAUACACUUUGAAAGAUUUGGGGUUUGUGUUCUCUCCUCUAUCAUUGGAUCUUGUCACAAGCACUAACAAAUCAUUUCCAUCAGAAACAGAUGGCAAAUCAAUGUUGGAUGUAUUUGUUAGUGCAUUUGUAUAUAAUAUUGAUAAUGUUAUUGAUGGGGGGCAAUUGGCACGGACGAGAAGGGCAGUUCUAAUGAAUUCGAAGUGGAGCUGUCUAGAAUCCCUCUUGUCAUUACCAAAUUAUGCACUUCGCAAUGGAGUUCAGCGGAAUACGUGUAAAUCUUUCUUCUCAGACACAACUGUAACACGAAUAUUUGGUGAUCUUGUUGGAAGCCUUGAAAAUGCCGGGGAAGUUUCAAUCUUGCCCAUGCUUAGAUCAGUCAGAUUAAUCAUGGAAUUGUUUCAUUCAAAAGAAAUGGAUCUAUCGAUUUCCUCCUCUAGUGGAGUAACUGUUGAGAUGAUGUGGCUUUUGGUUCGUUCUUCAUGGAUAUUGCAUAUCAAUUGCAACAAAAGGAGGGUAGCUCCUAUUGCUGCACUUUUAUCCUCUCUGUUGCAUUAUUCAGUUUUUGGGCAAGGACACAUGCAUGAAUCUAACAAUGUUCCUGGGCCUUUAAAGUGGUUUGUUGAGAAAAUCCUAGAGGAAGGCACAAAAAGCCCGCGUACUAUUCGUCUUGCCGCACUACAUUUAUGUGGGCUGUGGCUGGCUUAUCCAAAUACGUUAAAAUACUAUAUUAAAGAGCUGAAGCUGUUAACAUUUUAUGGUUCUGUUGCUUUUGACGAGGAUUUCGAAGCUGAACUAGCUGAAAAUUGUGAUGCAAGGACUGAAAUUUCAGUUUUAUCAAGAAGCUUAGAUCCUGAGUUAGUUGAUGUGUUCAUCAAUACAGAGUUGUAUGCCCGUGUAUCUGUUGCUGUUUUGUUUUCCAAACUUGCGGACAUGGCUGGCUUAGACGAAUCUACCAAUAGAAAAGAGGAGAGCAUUUCUAUUAUUGCAUCUGGAAAGAUGUUUUUGCUGGAGCUUCUCGAUUGUGUGGUAAAUGACAAAGAUCUGUCUAAGGAGUUGUAUAAAAAGUAUAGUGCGAUUCAUAGGCGGAAAGUUCGUGCAUGGCAGAUGAUAUGUUCAUUGUCACGAUUUGUUGACUUAAGUAUUGUUGAACAAGUAACAUCUUGCUUGCACACAUCAAUUUUUAGGAACAAUUUGCCUUCAGUUCGACAAUACUUGGAAACUUUUGCUAUCUACAUAUAUUUGAAAUUCCCUUCACUGGUUGACCAACAAUUGGUUCCUGUGCUAAGGAAUUAUGAAAUGCGUCCUCAGGCUCUGUCAUCAUAUGUAUUCAUAGCAGCUAAUGUCAUUCUCCAUGCAAAGAAUGAGACUCAAUUUGGACACUUAGAUGAACUACUUCCUCCUAUAGUUCCAUUGAUGACCUCUCAUCAUCACACUUUACGUGGAUUUACACAGAUAUUGGUGUAUCAAGUUCUUCAGAAGUUGCUUGAUUCAAAUUCCAGUGCUGCUAGCAUGUCUUUGGAGAGGAGGUGCUUUAUGGAUUUGAGAUACUAUUUGGCACAUAACUCGGAUUGUGCACGGUUAAGAUCUUCCAUGGAAAGCUAUCUUGAUGCCUUUGAUCCAGUGAAGUCUGUAUCACCUGCUGGAAUUUUUACUAACAGGGUCGAGGAGGUUGAAUUUGAAUGUGUUCCAACUACACUUAUGGAUCGAGUCAUUAAUUUUCUCAAUGAUACUAGGGAAGAUCUUAGAUCAUCAAUGGCUAAAGAUGCAGCUGCGAUCAAGAAUGAGAGCAUUCGCAUUGAUGGAAGUCCUAAGAGUAGUAAAAUAUUGAACUCCAACGGAGAGCAAUCCGUAGGUCAGCUGGACAAAGAACUAUUAUAUGACUUUCAAAGAAAAAUUACUUUCUCUAAGAAUGAGCGGCAAGAUUCAGCCUCCACCGUUCUCUUGGACAAAAGAACACCGUAUGAAUCGCUUUUAGAUAUGUCAAAUGAAGAUCAGCUUAUUGAUAAGUUGCUACAUUCGGGAGGAAUGAUUGCAGACAAGUUAAAAGGAUCCAGGCAACAAAUUAUCCUUGUAGCUUCACUCAUCGAUCGGAUACCUAAUCUUGCUGGGUUGGCCCGGACAUGUGAGGUAUUUAGAUCAGCAGGACUAGCUAUUGCGAACAAAAAUAUAUUAACUGACAAGCAGUUUCAACUUAUCAGUGUAACAGCGGAAAAAUGGGUUCCUGUUUUGGAAGUCCCGGUGGAGAGUAUGAAAGUAUUCUUGGAGAAAAAGAAACACGAGGGUUUUGCUAUCUUAGGUCUGGAGCAAACUGCAAAUAGCAUACCACUGGACCGGUACAAUUUUCCUACAAAAACAGUAUUAGUUGUUGGUCGUGAGAAGGAAGGAAUACCAGUAGAGAUAAUUCAUAUGUUGGACGCUUGCAUUGAAAUUCCGCAGUUAGGAGUCGUUAGGUCUCUUAAUGUUCAUGUCAGUGGUGCUAUUGCACUUUGGGAGUACACUCGACAACAGAGGAUGCUCUAACUCCAACAUCGCCACUAUACUUUGCAAAUGCCAGAAUUCUUUUGAAUUACAGUCUUUUCUUUUUGUUCAAAUUUUGUAUUGAUCAUUUUAGUAAAUGAUUAUCUCAUCAUAACAGUUGUUUCUUA
Molecule: messenger RNA, 5719 nt
Organism: Erythranthe guttata (spotted monkey flower)
Lineage: Eukaryota; Viridiplantae; Streptophyta; Magnoliopsida; Lamiales; Phrymaceae
Product: tRNA/rRNA methyltransferase (SpoU) family protein
Biological process (GO): tRNA methylation
Molecular function (GO): tRNA (guanine) methyltransferase activity; RNA binding
Source: RefSeq, a predicted model, not a curated record